This is a messenger RNA of Phytophthora infestans T30-4, 1155 nucleotides long. RefSeq lists its product as uncharacterized. The record is from RefSeq and is a predicted model, not a curated record. Lineage: Eukaryota; Oomycota; Peronosporomycetes; Peronosporales; Peronosporaceae. Gene Ontology annotation, molecular function: 2 iron, 2 sulfur cluster binding. Bases 1 to 1155 code for a protein of 384 amino acids. The transcript has a single exon.
AUGAGGACGCAGGACUUGGCACACUACCACAUACCACAUAAGCUCGAUCUAUGUGUGUCGGACGUGGCAUCGCUACGGAAACUGGCCGACACGUUGGCGACGCACAACAUUGAGAGCUACAGAUCGCUACAGGUGUCUCCGGACGGGCACGCGGACGCUAGACAAUGGAAAGAGUUGCGUCGCAAAGACGAUAUCAGAGUAUACAAGGAGCGAUCUACAGCCUACGCAUCGUCCGGAUCGACGCUACCGUGCCUCCCUUCGCUGUUGCUAUUGGGCACAGUUGUUGGCAAGCUGGAGGACGUACUGUUUGUAGCUGCAGCGGCUACUGAAGAGCAGAUGAAGCUCACGUCCAGAUGUCUACAAGAUGGCGUGGUCGACAGCAAAGUGCUGCAGUCGAUUGUGCAGCCGACGGACGACCACCCGUUCCGGCACGUCGGCGUUAAGUGGCGACUACACGACGCCCGGGACUACGUUUGUCUAGACACAACGGGCAUCGCCACGAACUGUAAUGGUGAGCAGCUCGGCUUUAGUAUCUCGCACUCGGUCGCUUUCGCACAGGUCCCGAGCUUGGACAAGUUCGGGGUCGAGCGAGCGAACAUGUCCGUGUGCUGUCUGUUCCGUCAAAAGACGCCAGAAACCGUCGAGUGCUACGCUCGAGGUUUCUUCGAUUUUCGUAGCGAUAGCAGCGAGUUACUUAAUUCUUUGUCCAUGAACGCGGUGGCCACACAGUGGCUAAGCGUUUCUAAAUACGUGGAAUGCGCCGAGAUCAAGAAGAUCGUGUGGCGCAUGCGUAAAAUCUCGGGUCUCCCGGUCAACGGCCCGAUGGCUAUUGAGCCGGUGGACGAGGCUUCGACACAGAACGCUACUGAGAAGAGCGGGAGUGGCUGCAGUGUCUGUGAACGCGGCUACGGCUUCCACCUGCGACGGACAUGCAAGAUCUGUCGGCGUGGCGUGUGCUCCAGCUGCAGCGUCAAGAAACUUGUGUGCGUCUUGGCGCCUGACCGCCGCACGGUAUUGGACAAGAAACGCACAUUUUGCUCCGUAUGCAUGUUAGAGGUGACCCGGAGCGACGCUGUGGCCAUCGCGAGGGAUGAGAUUCGCGAGAAGAAGAGUUCAGAGCCACAGGACGAUGAGCAACGUCCUACUGCAGUUUAG